Messenger RNA from Triplophysa rosa, 4474 nucleotides. It is a transcript of the gene ubap1lb, whose product is annotated as ubiquitin associated protein 1-like b. Gene Ontology annotation, molecular function: ubiquitin binding. Gene Ontology annotation, biological process: ubiquitin-dependent protein catabolic process via the multivesicular body sorting pathway. The record is from RefSeq and is a predicted model, not a curated record. Gene Ontology annotation, cellular component: ESCRT I complex. The transcript is spliced from 5 exons. The coding region runs from base 2494 to 3573 and encodes 359 amino acids. NCBI's taxonomy places the organism in Eukaryota, Metazoa, Chordata, Actinopteri, Cypriniformes, Nemacheilidae.
GGCGUGGCUUGUUGGUUUUGACUAAAUCCUUGGCGUUUCAAGUCUUACGAAACCUUUACCCUAACCUUACUCUAACCAUCUAAACUACCUAUGAUUGUUAAAAUCGCCAAAAAACCCCACUGUUGCGUGAAGACGUCAGACUCGAAACACCAAGGAUUUAGUGAGUAUCAGGAUUACUUCCUGUGGGCGGGUCCAGCUCAGGUAAACAGCCAAUGAGGAUGUGUUAUGCGGGUGGAUCAGUGAAGCAGAGUCUUCCCUAAUCUUUGUGAAGACUAUAGUUACAGAAUCACAAUAACACUACACAUCUCAUCACUAAAACAAACAGGACACAGGUGAGUACACAAUACAAAUGUGUUUUCUUUGUAUUUAUAAGCAGAGAAUGGUGUUUUAUUUAAAUUCAUUCAUUCACUCAUUUAGAUUUGCACAUUUGGUCGACACUUUCAAAAAGCUUUCAGCAUACAGUGCCUUCUAGGUUCAUGUUUUUUUAUAUGUACAUAUGUUUACUGGAAAUUAAACCUAUUACUUUUUACGCAAUGCUCUACCUGUUGCGAUAAAGGAACAGUAUUCCAUUUCUGAGCCACCUUCAUAGUUUGUUUAAAGGAUAACGAAAAUAAUCAUAAGGUGUAAUAUAAAUAUCUUAACUUUUAGCAUUUAGCUGUGUUUACUAGUAUUACCUGCAUUUUAUUUAAAAAUAAUAUAUCCACAUUUUAUUCCACCUUAUAUCCUAUACAAUAAGGAUGUUUGAAGUAUUGCAGUGAAAUUUUUUAUGUAAAAACAGGGGGGGAUUUGAAAUUAAGUGGAACUCACUGAAGAUUUCCAGAGUAUUUACUGUCACACUAACGGAGAUUUCUAUUUAAGAUGCACUGAAGCUUUUUUUGCAGGAGGUUUUGACUGGAUACGUUCAUAUUAAAUCAGCUUUACAAUAUAGAUUUUUGUCGACGUAAAGUACAAAGGGCGAUCUGUGUAAUUAAAAAUAACAGUAAGUGAAAUCACAAGAGCAAGAGUGUAUUAUGGCCAUGUAACAGCCUUGUAGCCUUAAAACCCAAUGACAGCUAUGCUGAAAUACAGCCAUAACAACACGACUGAAAUCGUGGUUUGACUUUUCUUCAACACGUAAACAUCUAAGAGAAAAACUUUCCAAAAGAUAUUUUUAUUAUGUAUGACUACCUUCUACUGCUGUCUGAAACAUGCACUCGGGCUUCUCAUUUGAAAAUAUUACGUUCAAAUUAAAGUUGAAAGAAAUCAAUAACUUUCUGGUGGUAUCUUGUAGUUGGAACGUCUAUCCGUUAAGCAAACCUGUUGGAUCAUUCAAGAUACCUCUUGAGAUGUUCUGCUUUGUGUUUAGACAUAAUACUGAAGCUUCUUUUACUUUCCAUUGUUGUGUCCUUCACAAAAACAACUUAAGAGCUUAUGACGUGUAUGGCUGAAGAUGUCAAACCAUCUGUUGAAUAAGAUGCAGAGCAGAAUGUUAAGAUCAGAUCUGAGUAGCUGUUGACAACAGACAACGUCAGCAGGCCGUCUGGUGCACUAGAUCAAGUUCUUUAGGUCAUAAUACUCAUGUUGCACACAAUCCAUAUUAACGUGACCCAUCGUGGAACUAUUUCUCAUUUGUAUUAAAAAGGUGCUGAUGGAUGUUUACAUGAGAGCACGUGUCACAACACAUCAGGUGUUGAGUCGGUCACACGGUCGCAGUAAUCUUAAUCUCUAAUCCUCUAUAGUCUCUUUACUACUGUGUAACAAGUAAACAAAUAUAGAGAGGAAGUUUCGUACUGAGGACAUGUACGUGAUUUCUGAGUAAUAACUGAAGAAAACACCCCAGCAAACAAUGACCUGGCGGUCCGCCGGGGGUUUUUGGGCGGCACAGGUUCAGCGGCUUGACCCAGUCGGACCACACCGUCGACAAGUCAAUCAAUGUAAAAAUGCUUUCGGUCUGCCAUCUUUUUUUGGGUGGCACGCGUCGUCAGCGGCUGGGCACAGCAGUGGCAAACUGAUAGUUUCUUCUGAGCUCUUAUAGGACAUUUUUAUAAAUAUUUAUUUAUUUAUUUUUACAUUCAAAGAAAUGUUAAGGAUGGAAUAUACUGGCUAAAUAGUUAUUUAAUAUAAUAGUAGGCUAAUAACGCUGAUGCGGUAAGAUUUAGUGCGAUUGUGAUGUCAUCACCAAGAUCACACUAUUUCAUUUUAAAGGUAUAGUAACCUAAAAAUGGUUUAUUCUUUCUCAUGUCGUUCAAAACCUGUAUAUGAUUCUUCUGUGAAACAAAAAAAAGAAUACAAAAAAUACUUUUUUAAAUUCUCAGUGGUUUUGUCAGUACAAUGGAAGUCAAUGUCGUUUGGUUACCAGCAUUCUUCAAAAUAUCUUCUUUUGUGUUUGUAGAUGAAAGAAAGUCACACAGUUUGGAACAAUGCGAGGAUAAAUAAAUAUUGACUUUUACAGUCUUUUUAAGUCUGUAUUUCGUGUCAAAUUAUAAUUUUUAUGCUGUUUCAGGUGGGGUCAGAAUGUCCUGUCUGGAUGAGGUGCCCUUAAAGAUGCCUCUUGGUUUCCUUGAGGAGGCGAAGGAGGAGUACGUGUUCAGUCUGGAGAACUGGGUUCUGACGGAUCUCCAGAGCGGCUAUCAAACCCUCGGCCCGCGCUGCGAGCAGACGGCGACCUGUCCUCCAUACUGGAUGAUGUUCAGCAGUCCUCAGGAGAGCAGGUUGGCCAGCCGCUGGAGCAGCGACUUCUGGGAGCCCAACCCUCGUCCCCGCAGCCGCAGUUUAAACGCGGCCCACUACCGUGCCAUGAAGGACAGAGUCAAAUUCACCAUUUCAGACUCGGAAGAUGAGGAAUUCAAUGAAGAAGAUGGGACGGCCAACAGCGAGCCUAGACAGGGUGGUUCGGGCUUGCCAAGAGAAGCUUUAGGGUUGAAAGACUUGAACACUUGUGGAUCAUCGGAUUUCUUGAACCUGCCUUCACCUUUUGGCCUCUCCACACAGAGCGGGGGAACCGUCCGACAGUCUUCUCUCUGCAAGACCAGAAGAAACCUCCAGAGGAGCCAAAGAACCGCUGGGCAUCCGAGAGUGUCAUUCGCGUCUUCAAAUGACCACGCGCAGUCUGAAUGCAUUUCUACACUCGGGCGCAAUAAACAAACCACGAAGGCCCGGGGUUCGUCUCCUCCCCCUGCGGUGGCCCCAUCACGGCCACUCCAUUCCCACACCGCGUCCCUGGACUCUUCAGUCGAGCUGCUCUCCGCUCUCAGCCCGGAAGAGAGGGAACUGCUGGCGGCCGUGACCGAGCGGGGUUACCCUCUCCGUACAGCUAUCAUCGCCCUGCAGAAGAAGGGCCGGCAGAGCCCUGAGCAGAUCUUGAGAUAUCUGGUGGCGUGUGAUAGGCUUUGUGAACUUGGCUACGAUGAAGCUCAAGUUGAAGAAGCGCUGGAGAUGUUUCAGAACUGUGAGACCAAGGCCGAGGAGUUCCUUCACCUUCUCGUGCAGUUUAACGAAAUGGGCUUCCAGCAGAAUGCCAUUAAAGAGGUUCUGCUGGUGCAUGAGAACCACAGAGAGCGAGCCCUGGAGGAGCUCAUGACCCGCGUGGCCUGACCAAUGGAUGCUGACAUGAGUCAGCUGCUGUCAUGCUCUUUAUGCUAUUCAUAGCGCUCACGGCUUGUUUAUUAGAUGCUAAAAUACAUGUAUGUAUAUUUGUUAAUCUAGAUUUGUGUCGAGUGAGAAUCAUGGCCUUGGAGAGAAGCAAAGUUAUGAUGUUUGCUUAUAGAAGGAAAACUUUGCAUUUGCUAAGGACUUUUUUAUUUUACAUACAUUAGAAUUGUUUUUCAUGUAAACACAUCUAGGCAACAAUACUAUAAAAUAAAAUGAGAAGCACAAUUAGUACACAUCAAAUGUUUUAAGUUACCUACACUGUAAAAAAAAACUAUAGGCUUUACUUAUUGUUUUGUGUAAAUUUAAAUUUAAAGUUUUUGCACAGUUUUUUUAAGGAAAAUUGUGUGCAAAUUUUGCGCAAAUUUACACCAAAAAAUUGUACAGUGUGAAAAAAACAAAUAGUAGGAUUUAGUCAUUUUUUGUGUCAUUUUCUAAAAGUUUUUGCACACAUUUAAACAAGUAAAAUUUACUUUAAAAUACUGUGUGAAAAAAAACUUGACAAAAGCAUUUUAAGUAAAACAAGCACAAAUAAAUAAGUCCAUUCUACUAGUUGUUUUUUACAAUGUAUAUGUACAGAAAACGCAUUAAAAAAGUAUAGUAUAGUUUGCACAUGUUUUAUUUAUAUUUCUCUGUAUCUAUAUGUGAUAUAAUGUUUAUACAUAUAUUUGUUAAAUGUGUAAAGUAUGUGAUGUAUUAAAAUGGUUUGCCUAUAUGUGUGUCUAUAUGUCCUCAACACAUUAUCAUGAAGAAUUAAUAGCAUUUUUGACAAAUACAAAAAAGCUAAUCACAUGAGUGAAUAAGACAGACAUGCCAAAAUCUAUAUGUUCUCUUAUUAGACUGCCAA